Molecule: messenger RNA, 3268 nt
Organism: Mytilus californianus (California mussel)
Lineage: Eukaryota; Metazoa; Mollusca; Bivalvia; Mytilida; Mytilidae
Product: cubilin-like
Exons: 15
Coding region: 62-2131 (689 amino acids)
Molecular function (GO): protein binding
Source: RefSeq, a predicted model, not a curated record
UCCUGGUUGCUGUAUGAAUGAUUAAUUUUGUUGUGAUAAGUGUGUAUAAGUUUGUCAUAUCAUGCAGCUCCUUAAUAUACUGCCUGUUAAAGAAAUGUUUCGCCUUGUGUGUAUGGUGAUUAUUUUUGUUGACAUUUCAGCUGCAGUUUCAACCUGUGAUAAAACCGUAAACAUAAACAGCUCUGUGACAGCCAUAGACCUAAAAGACACAGUGAAGCCAAAUAUAUGCACUUGGACUCUAGAGUCACCUAGCAAUACAACAAUAGUUGUCAAGAUAAUUGACAUUCAGUUACGGGGAGGCUUGGAUAGAGUUAUUGCCCUUGAUGGACCAGAUGAAAAUUCAUCAUUGAUUCAGCAGUGUGGUUUAAACUGUAACUUGAAAGGUUCAUUUUUGAUUUCCAGCAAGAACCAAAUGUUGAUACAGACAUACCUUGAUGGCAAUGAAGAUAUAAGAAUAUUCAGUGUACAAGCCUGGGCACAAGAUAAUGGUGGACGAUUUUAUAACAACGGAUAUAUAACCUUAAAAAAUAGUACAGACAAUUCUUCAUACUACCAGCUUCACAGUACCAUAAAGAAUCCUGAUGAAAAACUACAGGUCCAGCUAAUACUGAAUGACAGUUUGAUGUACCCUACUUCCACUGUUAAGGUUUAUGAUGGGAUAUCAGAUCAGGAUCCAUUGCUGGCAAAUUUCAGGACUAAGGAACAGUUUGUUCCCAUUACAUCUAGCCAGCAGGAUUUAUUGAUUGUCACAGAAGGCUUCAAUGACCAGUUACUUUACUUUGGUGGCAGUUUUGACUCUAUAAAGCCAGAUUGUCAUAAAGUAUCAUCUGGAUCAGCAGGUUCAUUUUCAUUGGACAGAAAGAAUUUCAUGACAGAAUGUGAUUGGUUAAUAAAUCCCACAAUGUCAUCAGGUAAUAUCAUACUGGACUUACCUUCUGUUGAUUUGUGUGACAAUGAGAUGUUAGUUAUCUAUGAAGGUUUGUCAUCCUUUGGUCAGAAACUUGGAACCAUUACCAAGAAAACACAGUUGUCCAGUUAUCCCUUGUUUACAGCAACAGCUGCCAAUGGAUUGAGCAUAUUUUUAAACAGACCGACAUCCAAUUCUACAUGUAUAACAACUCCUUUCUCUGGUUCUUAUUGGACAGUUCCAGUUUGCUCUGAAGAUCUGCAGCCUUCUGGUAUGCUCACAAGUCCAUUGUAUCCAAGUCAGUAUCCUCUGAAUUAUGUCUGCAAGUGGAAUGUGAAACCAGUUAACAAGACAACAUCACUGUAUAUAGCCUUCAACACUCUAGAUAUGAGUGGUGCGACUACAAUCAAUGUUGAUGUCAAAUCUAAGCAAGUUGCCAAUUACACAGGAAGUGAAUUGCCAUUAUCUGCCUUUGUUACUGAGGUUACUAGUAAUACUUCAGCCUCCAUUGUGUUUGACUCUAAUACUGGUAAUCUUGGAACUGGGAUAGAAAUUCCAGGACAAGGAUUUAACCUGUCUUACAGGAUACUGGACUGUGGUGCUAGUUUGAACGCAAAGAAUGGAACACUGAGUAGUUUAACAGAUAUUCCAACAAAUGCUAUGGAAUGUAUAUGGGUGAUAACUGUGCCUCCUAAAACAGGAAAAACUGGAGUAAAUAUUGUUUCUUUCAAUGUCGACAUUAAAGGAGUUGCUAAAUGGCAGAACUUAGAGUUGCGAGAUGGUGGAAGAGCAACAUCACCUCUGCUGAAUCAUGAUCUCUCUAUGACAAAGUCUUUAUCCUUUCUAACCAGAUAUAACAUGCUAUGGAUCCACUACAGGAGAAAUACCACAGGGGACGUCAUCAUGUCGGACACCAAUUUCUCAUUCAAUUUGUAUUUCAAAACACACAGCUGUGACAGUAAGCACCAGUGUAGAAAUGGUGUAUGUUUACAUCCUGACUGGAAAUGUAAUGGCGUGGAUGAUUGUGGUGACAAUACAGAUGAGGCAGACUGUAUCUCAUCUUCUAAAGAUAAGGGAGUGAAAGUAUGGUUGACAGCUGUCUUGUGCAGCAUCUGUUUUCUGAUUGGAGUUGUCUUGGCGAUAGUACUACCAGCCCUCUAUAAAAGGUGUAAAUAUCCUAACUACAACCAGCUUAAAGAUAUCAUGGAUCCUUCCAUCUCAUAAAUUGUUGUUCCUAUGGAGAUACUUGUUGGACAACAGUCACUAAGAUAAUAUUCUUGUUAUAAAUGUACUGUUUUGAGAAAAAAUGGGACGGAAAAUCAGCACUGUGGUGAAUUUGCUUUGAAAAUAAACUAACGUGUGUAAAUGAGCUGUCUAUAGAAGCAACAUGAGGUUACUUCUAAGCAUAUAUAUAGAAUAAUGGCAUUUUUGUUUUUGAUACUGACUUUAUCAGCAAGAAUAUCAAGCAAGCUUGUUAGGGCGAGCUGAUAUUCUAGCUGAUGAAGUCAGUAUAAAAAAAUAUGCUAUAGAAAAAUAUAAGGCAAAAUGAUCAAACGGAAAAUGUACAAAUUGCUGAUAAAUAUGUAUGUUUUAUUUGUAAUGGGGGAACAUAUCUUACUUUGAGGGUUUUUUCACUGAUAUUUUUUGUGAAAAAGGGGAGAUAAUACAAAUUCAAAACAUUUUCCAUUGCCUGUUGCAAAUACAUUAUAAGUAUGUCUGAUAAGUCCAAUGCUUAUUUUUGAUAAAUUAUGUAAAACUUAUGUUGCUUCUCAGCAGGUUUUUAUUAUCAGAUUUACCUUGUUUAUUGUUAAAGUUAAGAUUCUAUUUGUUUGUACUUUUGGUAUUCUACAUUGCUGAUGAGUAAAGACAAGUUUGUUGUAAAUAUGUUACGAUUCGGGUUGUCAAGUUUUGAAAUAUAAACGUUUUUUAACCGCAAAUUUAAAAAAAAAUUUUAGUAUUGUUUAUAUAAGUCUCUAUAAUUAACGUUUUAGUUUGUGUCAGUUUUUUACCUUGACUUCAUAAGAAAAAAAUCCUGUUUUGGUAUUUUCAACAUACACUCUAGGUAUUUCUAAGGUAUUUAAGUGUAUGUUCCUAGCAUAAUAUUUGGUCCACAUGAUUUAUGUGUCCAGUAUAACACUUUGUAACUUCUUGAAUUUACUGUUCAGUGUUGUUUGAAGUUAAUUUACUGUUCAGUGUUGUUUGAAGUUUCCUAGGUGACAGACGGCAGUUGUAUCAUGCUGAAUUUUUCUGUAUUUAUUUUUUUGUCACAGGGAUAUAUAUUAUUUGAUAAUUUAAAUCAUUCUGCAUAUUCCAGCAAAACUACUUUAAUAUUAUAAGAAUAAUUAGCAGUUGCAAUAAAAU